Messenger RNA from Panonychus citri (citrus red mite), 492 nucleotides. RefSeq lists its product as uncharacterized. The record is from RefSeq and is a predicted model, not a curated record. The transcript has a single exon. Gene Ontology annotation, biological process: DNA-templated transcription initiation. The coding region runs from base 1 to 492 and encodes 163 amino acids. NCBI's taxonomy places the organism in Eukaryota, Metazoa, Arthropoda, Arachnida, Trombidiformes, Tetranychidae. Gene Ontology annotation, molecular function: RNA polymerase II general transcription initiation factor activity; DNA binding.
AUGGAAAUGUUACCCUUGCCUAAGUAUGAGAUUGUGAAUAUUGUUUCAUUAUGGAAUAUAGAUCCGGUUGUUAUAAAUGUGGACAAUACUAAUAGACGGAAGAGGUUUAAUGCUGAAGUUAUACGUAGGAAAGAAGGAGUUUUCUUGGUUUUUGCAUCUGGUAAAGUAACAGCAACGGGUUUUACUGAUGUAUCAACAGCGGGAGCUGUCUUACAAGAAGUAUAUCCGGAAAGAACGGUAUCAUUUCUCAGGGUUGUUAAUAUAACUGCCCACAGUUUCAUUAAUUAUUCAUUUAAUACGAAAAUGAUGAUUGAUACUUAUGCGGAUACAACUUAUGAACCGGAAAUCUAUCCUGCAGUUUAUAUAAAGAUAAAUAAGGUAACUUUAAUUUAUUAUACGACUGGAUCGUUGAUUAUAACUGGUGCUAAAGACCAAGAACAAAUUGAGUCAACAUUAAGAGAGUUUACAAACCGGACGUUAACUCAUGCAUGA